Molecule: messenger RNA, 1215 nt
Organism: Striga hermonthica
Lineage: Eukaryota; Viridiplantae; Streptophyta; Magnoliopsida; Lamiales; Orobanchaceae
Source: the annotation of a GenBank genome assembly
AUGUCCGAACGCCGGCCUCCAUCAAUGGCGGCCCUGAAAACCGACGACCCUCUCUCCCGGCGCAUCGCCCGCUCUUUCCUCCACUUCCUUAACACCGUUGAGCCGUCGGCCGGAGUUGAUAGCGAGGCGCUUGAUGUGGCGAGGGAAUGUCUGUCGGAAGUGUUUAAGAUCGAUCAAUCUUCCAUAAGUAAGUCGAAUGUUGAGCCGUCGUUGGUAGAUAUUUUCAGCUUGCAAGAAGCGAAUGCCGAUCGUGAUGUUGAAAAUAGGGGGUUUUUUGAUGCGACCGGUUCAUAUUCAGGAAAGGAUGAUGCUGUUGUUGUUGAGGAUGGAGGUGGAACAAGGGAGGCUCAUUCGCCUGGGAAAGAUGAACUCUUUGGGAAAUUCUUUGGUGCACUUGAAAAGAUUCAUUACUUUAGAAGGAUGUCUGAUGGUACUGAUGACCAGGGCCAGCUCGAUAGGACAACACAUUUAUUUCAUAAUGCCGUGAAGGAAAUGGAAGAAACAGGAUAUCAAACAUUUGAUCAGAAUAUGCUAGCAGAGACCUUUAAAUCACAGGGUAACAAGCUCGUGCAGUCUAAACGUUACGAUGAAGCAGUUGAGCUGUAUACUUUUGCUGUUGCUCUAUGUGAAGACAAUGCGGUUUACUAUUGCAACAGAGCGGCUGCAUAUACACAGCUCCUUAGAUAUGAUGAAGCUAUUCAAGAUUGUCUGAAGUCCAUAGAGAUCAAUCCACAUUACGGCAAGGCUUAUAGUCGCUUGGGAUUUGUUUAUUACUCUCAAGGAAGGUAUAGGGAUGCAAUUGAUGAAUAUAUGAAAGCCCAUGUGCUGGAUCCUAAUAAUACAUCGAUAAAGGCGAAUGUUCGGGCUGCUGUACAAAAACUGAAUGAAGACGGUCAGCCUCAAUUUCCAUACAUGCCCUUCAACAUUGGUGGCGGUGGUCCUCAAGACUUCACGGACUUGUUCCAGAACUUUGUCCCUCAAGACUUUCAGGGUGGGCCCCCCACAGAUAACAACGAGCCUGGAAUAAGAAUGGAUGGAAGCGUAAAUUUCAACAUCAACCAAUUGCCAGAGGAGUUAUCCGGUGCUUUUAGGUCCAUGAUGGGGGGGAUGUUCCCUGGUGGGGCACCACCACCACCACCACCACCACCACCACCACCACCACACGAUGGUAGUCAGCAAGAUAACAAUCACCAUGGAAGGCCGGCUUCAAGUUGA